Messenger RNA from Racocetra fulgida, 175 nucleotides. Lineage: Eukaryota; Fungi; Glomeromycota; Glomeromycetes; Diversisporales; Gigasporaceae. The record is from the annotation of a GenBank genome assembly.
ACCAACUCAACAUCAAAGAGAUAUUGAAUUACUAGAUCCAACGGAUAAUGGCUUGGAUGAUUCAUAUGAAGAAAUAUUUGUUGAGGAUACAAAUGAUGAAUUGCUUGAAAAUUACUCAAAUAUUGAGGAAACUGAUAGCGAAACAGAUAAUGAAGUAGAUAGUGAAAAUGAAUGA